AUGGACUAUGCAUGUAGUGGAAAUUUAAGAAGAAACAAACCAUCAACAUCCGAAGUUUUGGAAGAUUGGAUUUAUCUUUCUGAUGAAAAGAAAAUUGAAGAUAUUAAUGAGGAAAUAAAAGACCAAAUUAUGGAAUUUGGCACGGUGGUCAACUUAAAUACAGUUCAAGCGAUCCAAAAGGAUAUCUUCGAAGAAAUAUGGAUGGCUCACAACCGAUACCUUAAAGAUUGGGAAACUCUCGAUAAUAUCACUAAAAAUCACAAGAAAUCUUACGAUACGUUUAGUGACGCAGCUAAUAUCGCACGUCGUCGUCAACAUCACAAUUCAAGAUCCUUAUACCCGAACGCGAUCAAAGGCGGGGUCGACACAUUUUACCCCGAUGUGGAUGAUUCUUUUAUUUUUACUUUUAAUAUUUCUAAUAAAACUGGUCAUGCCUAG
Messenger RNA from Rhizophagus irregularis DAOM 181602=DAOM 197198, 438 nucleotides. The record is from RefSeq and is a predicted model, not a curated record. NCBI's taxonomy places the organism in Eukaryota, Fungi, Glomeromycota, Glomeromycetes, Glomerales, Glomeraceae.